Molecule: messenger RNA, 1005 nt
Organism: Apus apus (common swift)
Lineage: Eukaryota; Metazoa; Chordata; Aves; Apodiformes; Apodidae
Product: basic proline-rich protein-like
Exons: 2
Coding region: 1-1005 (334 amino acids)
Source: RefSeq, a predicted model, not a curated record
AUGGAUGUUGAGGGGGGGGCGGCCCCGGGGCCCCCCCGCUUGCCAAGUGGUACCUCAGGCCCGCCGAGCCCCCCGCACCUCCCGGCACCGCGCCAGGCCAGCGCGCCCGCAUCCCGGCCCGGCGGCCGCCGCGACCAGGCGGCAGCUGGAGCCCCCGGGCCCUCCCUGCGAGCGGCGGCCCCUCUGGGCCCCGGCGGCCGCUGCCGGGGGGCGGCCCGGGCUGCCCCUCACCCCGCUCCAGCGGGGCUGCUCCCUGCGACGCAGCGCGACCCCGGGCCCGACCCCCCGGGCCCGCCCGCCCGACUCACCCGCUCCAGCCGCGCUCCCUUUGUUCCCCACCGGGCCGGGGCGGGCAGCGCCUGCGCGCUCAGCUCCGCACUUUCCCCACGCCGCCCCCAGCCCGCCGGCGGCUGCUCUGGUUUUUACCGGGCGGGCCGCCUACCCGCCCUGCUCCCCUCGGAGCCCCCGCCGGGCCGGGGUCUCACCCGAGCUGCUCCGGGGCCGGCCGGGCCGGGAGGGAUCGUGGCGAAUCUGCGGGACGCAGAGGGCGGCGGGUGCGGCCCCGCGCGGCGCUCCCGGGAGCAGGCGCCGCCCGGCCGGGAGGGGGCGCUGCCGCCGGCACGAGGCGGCCUCUGCCCGGGGCCGCCGCUGCGCCAGGGCCGCAGAUUCCAGCAUCGGGGUCGUCUCUCGCGCCCCGCGACAGCAAGGGGCAGCUGCCCGCCUGCACGUUGCUCUCCGCACUCCCCACAAGGACACCCACCCGCUUCCCGCCCGCCGCCCAGCCGGCAGCCCGGCCGUUGUUCGCGUGGGCCGGGAGGAGCGGCAGCGCCGGCUGCCGGUGGCGAAUCUGCGGCGGCGAACAAGCGGCCGUUGGCGCCUCGCGCCCGCCGCCACUUGGCGCCUUUUUCCCCGCCGAGGCAGCGCGAGGGCCCCGCGGCGGGCGGCUCGGGGGGAGCGGCGGCCCCGGCAGCGCCCGCGCCCCGGUACAGCCCGCGGGUCGGGUGA